Molecule: messenger RNA, 1251 nt
Organism: Arabidopsis lyrata subsp. lyrata
Lineage: Eukaryota; Viridiplantae; Streptophyta; Magnoliopsida; Brassicales; Brassicaceae
Product: putative F-box protein At3g23950
Exons: 1
Coding region: 1-1251 (416 amino acids)
Molecular function (GO): protein binding
Source: RefSeq, a predicted model, not a curated record
AUGGAGGUUCCGGAAGAAAUGAUGAUAAACAUAAUCGUAAGAUUACCUCUGCAAAGUAUCGUUAGAUUCAAGUUGGUGUGUAGGGAAUGGAAAUCACUUACGGAAUCUGCAUUUUUCAACGAUCUCUACCAAAGUAUCUCCAAUUCAACCUCUUCUAAUUGGCCAAUACUACAUGGAAGUUAUAGAUGUACGACUUCUUAUUUGGAGGAAGUACAACUAAAUCUACCACGAGAGCCAUGGCAUGGUAAUUCUCAUAACUGGUCUUUCACAAGUGGAGUGAUCCGCAAGUAUACUCAAAACAAUAACAAAAUCAAAGAGAUUUGGGUUGUGGCUUGCGCUGAUGGAUUGGUUUUGCUGUGUCUGCUUGAUGAGGACAUGACGAAACGUUACUACAUUGGUAAUCCUAUGUUACAACAAUGGAUUCAACUAUCCCCUCCUCCUUAUCUUACUCAAUACCAUUUCUUCAUUGAUUCGGGACUUGUCACACGAAUGCACAAUGGUGCCCUCUUGAGUUACAAGGUGAUUCGAGUAUAUAGCGAAGCACGACACCUCGAUGUUUCUAGAACGUGGACAUUUCAGAUUUAUUCGUCGGAGAUGGGAAAAUGGAGUGUUCAACACGUCUCUUGUCCUGGUGAUGGUGUGUCACAACAGACAUCUAAUCCCGUUUCUUUGAAUGGGAAACUUCACUGGUUCCAUGAGUCCCGUCGUAUUAUGGUUCAUGAUUUCUUCUCUCAUGAUGAUCAAGUGCGGGAAAUAUGCCUACCCGCAAGGAUGCUAGGCAGUCGGUGGCAUCUAAGCUGUAUAAGACAUGGUUGCGCCUCUCCAUGCAAUAAGAUAAUCUGCACCACCUCACAAGGAUAUUUUGUGCUUAUUGAAGCUGGAUUGAUAGACAAGGUCAAGAGCUAUAAUGUUAGGGUUUGGAGACUCAAGAGUGAUUCAUGGAAUUGGGAAAAGGCAUGGGAAAUCAACAUGGCAUGUGUGGGGCUUGGCCUUAACUCUGUUCCAAUGGCAAUCAACUAUUUUGAUAUCAACAUCAUCUACCUAUGGGACUUAGACCGCAAAUUUUUCAUCGCUUGUAAUCUUCGAACACAUACAAAGUCUCAUGGAAAUCGUAAACAUGGCCCCCCUUACAAGGAAGAUACUAUGUGCUUGGAGUCACGUUCGUGCAUUUCGCAAUUUGUUCCAUCCUUGCAAGUCGUACCUACAUUAGGAACCCAUGAUGACAUUGACCUAGUUCUUGCUCUAUAUUAG